AUGGUUUCUGCCAAGAAGGUACCCGCGAUCGCGACGUCCUUCGGGGCCAGUUUCGCCCUCCUGCACUUCCUGUGCCUGGCGGCUUGUUUAAACGAAUCCCCAGGACAGAACCAAAAGGAGGAGAAAUUAUGCCCGGAAAAUUUUACCCGCAUCCUGGACAGUUUACUCGAUGGUUAUGACAACAGGCUGCGUCCUGGAUUUGGGGGUCCUGUUACAGAAGUGAAAACUGACAUAUAUGUCACUAGCUUUGGACCUGUUUCUGAUGUUGAAAUGGAAUACACAAUGGAUGUGUUCUUCAGACAGACAUGGAUUGACAAAAGACUAAAAUAUGAUGGCCCCAUUGAAAUUCUGAGAUUGAACAAUAUGAUGGUAACAAAAGUAUGGACUCCUGAUACUUUCUUCAGGAAUGGAAAGAAAUCUGUCUCACAUAAUAUGACAGCUCCAAAUAAGCUUUUUAGAAUUAUGAGAAAUGGCACUAUUUUAUACACAAUGAGACUCACCAUAAGUGCAGAGUGUCCCAUGAGAUUGGUGGAUUUCCCCAUGGAUGGUCAUGCAUGCCCUUUGAAAUUUGGGAGUUAUGCCUAUCCGAAGAGUGAGAUGAUUUAUACGUGGACAAAAGGUCCUGAGAAAUCAGUAGAAGUUCCAAAGGAAUCUUCCAGCUUAGUUCAGUAUGACUUGAUUGGGCAAACUGUAUCAAGUGAAACUAUCAAAUCCAUCACUGGUGAAUAUAUCGUUAUGACGGUUUACUUUCACCUCAGACGGAAGAUGGGUUAUUUUAUGAUUCAGACGUACAUUCCAUGUAUUAUGACAGUAAUUCUUUCUCAAGUUUCAUUCUGGAUAAAUAAGGAAUCAGUUCCAGCUAGGACUGUAUUCGGAAUAACCACAGUGCUCACCAUGACCACACUGAGCAUCAGUGCACGGCAUUCCUUGCCCAAAGUGUCCUAUGCGACUGCCAUGGAUUGGUUCAUAGCUGUCUGCUUUGCUUUUGUGUUUUCGGCCCUUAUUGAGUUUGCUGCUGUCAACUACUUUACCAAUGUUCAAAUGGCAAAAGCCAAAAGGAAGACAUCAAAAGCCCCCCAGGAAAUUCCAGCUGCUCCAGUGCUGAGAGAAAAGCAUCCUGAAGCACCUCUGCAGAACUCAAAUGCCAAUCUGAACAUGAGAAAAAGAGCCAGUGCCUUGGUUCACUCUGAAUCUGAUGUUGGCAACAGAACUGAGGUGGGAAACCAUUCGAGCAAGUCUUCCACGGUUGUUCAAGGAUCUUCUGAAGCCACACCACAGUCUUACUUAGCUUCCAGUCCAAACCCAUUCAGCCAUGCAAAUGCAGCUGAAACUAUAUCCGCCGCAAGAGCAAUUCCACCUGCUUCUCCUUCUCCACCUAGUAGAACUGGGUACGUGCCCCGAAAAGUUCCAGUUGGAUCUGCUUCUACCCAGCGUGUGUUUGGAUCAAGACUGGAGCGAAUUAAGACCACAGUUAAUAGCAUAGGGGCUUCUGGGAAGUUGUCAGCCACUACUGCUCCCUCGGCUCCACCACCGUCUGGAUCUGGCACAAGUAAAAUAGACAAAUAUGCCCGCAUUCUCUUUCCAGUAACAUUUGGGGCUUUUAAUAUGGUCUAUUGGGUUGUUUACUUAUCUAAGGACACUAUGGAGAAAUCAGAAAGUCUAAUGUAA
Lagenorhynchus albirostris (white-beaked dolphin) is the source of this 1668-nucleotide messenger RNA. It is a transcript of the gene GABRA4, whose product is annotated as gamma-aminobutyric acid type A receptor subunit alpha4. The transcript has 9 exons. NCBI's taxonomy places the organism in Eukaryota, Metazoa, Chordata, Mammalia, Artiodactyla, Delphinidae. Bases 1 to 1668 code for a protein of 555 amino acids. Gene Ontology annotation, molecular function: benzodiazepine receptor activity; GABA-gated chloride ion channel activity; transmitter-gated monoatomic ion channel activity involved in regulation of postsynaptic membrane potential. Gene Ontology annotation, cellular component: synapse; postsynapse; dendrite membrane. Gene Ontology annotation, biological process: regulation of postsynaptic membrane potential; gamma-aminobutyric acid signaling pathway; chloride transport. The record is from RefSeq and is a predicted model, not a curated record.